Molecule: messenger RNA, 2734 nt
Organism: Astrephomene gubernaculifera
Lineage: Eukaryota; Viridiplantae; Chlorophyta; Chlorophyceae; Chlamydomonadales; Astrephomenaceae
Source: the annotation of a GenBank genome assembly
CCCCAACAGCAACCUCACCGCCCAGUUUGGCAAAGAGAACUGGCAUCAUUGGAUAGAAUACGCAAGUUCACUUCACAUUUUCCUUUCAAAAGCCACGUAAAGCUGACUUGGACCGUGACAUAACAGAGAGUACUCCCGUAGGCCUCAGUUAAUACCAUUUGGCGCUUUCUUUCUUACAAUACCAUAGCAGGGGCCUCCUGGGCGCCCUGGCCAAACAACUGGGGCGCCAGGGUGUGUGACAGAAAAUGCCGCAUAGGCUGCCGACCACAGGGUGUCACUUGCCCUGCAGCCCCAGCCCCAGCCCACGCUGCCUCCUUGCACCGUUGCGGUGUGCCCUAGCAGCAGCUCGGAGACAACGUGGAGCACGGUACCAGCGGGAAAGCGGAGCCUGCCGUUCCCAUUGGGCCGCUAGCACGCACGCGCAAGCUGUGUCUCAUACAAAAGCAUGUAGUGUGUCAGGAAACCCACCUAUACAGUCUAUCCAUUCGCGUCCUUCUCGGACACUAGAUGAGGACUUCGGCUUCGCGAGCUCAUCGCCUGAGCCAAUUGUCGCCACGCCUGGCGCCAAUGCGUACUCGGAUCUGGAGGAUGAUUUAGACAUCCACCGGCUUUUACGGGAAAACAAGCAGCAUAUAACAAUACCGAUGAUAGACGAGGACCGGUUUGACGCACAGUAUCCGGAGAGCCAGGCUGAGCAGCCCUCCUCUAGCGGGUCUGGCUGCCCGGUCUACGUCAUGCUUCCCCUUGACACUGUCUGGGUCGUGGAGCGCGAUGGCAAGCGGAUAUCAGUUCUCAAAAAAGAACGCUCGCUCGACAUUGCUCUUCAUACACUGAAACAGGCUGGCGUAGAGGGCGUAAUGGUAGACGUCUGGUGGGGCAUCGUGGAGCGUGCCGGUCCACGCCAGUUUGACUUCUCAGCCUACAAACGUCUAUUUUACAAGGUAGCAGCAGCUGGCCUGAAAGUGCAGGCGGUCAUGAGCUUCCACGCGGCGGGCGGGAACGUCGGGGAUACCUGUAAAAUCCCGUUGCCGAGGUGGAUUCUCGAAAUCGGCGAGCGCAAUCAGGACAUCUUCUACACGGACAAGUUGGGCCACAGAAACCGCGAGUGCUUGUCGCUCGGGUGCGAUAACGUGCCGUUGUUUUGGGGCCGGACGCCGGUGCACAUGUACCGGGACUUCAUCAACGCCUUCGCAGACAAAUUCCAGCACCUGUUCGGCACGGUAAUAACGGAGGUGACGGUUGGGCUUGGUCCCGCUGGGGAGCUGCGGUACCCGUCGUACCCUGAGGGAGACGGGCGGUGGCGCUUCCCGGGGGUCGGGGAGUUCCAAUGCUAUGACAAGUACAUGCUCGAAAGCUUGCGGAGAGCGGCGGAAGCGGCGGGGCACCCUGAAUGGGGGCUCAGCGGGCCGCACGACGCUGGGCACUACAACAGCAGCAGCUGGGAGACGGGGUUCUUCGUCAGCCAGAACGGCAGCUGGAACACGCCGUACGGGCACUUCUUCCUGUCGUGGUACAGCAGCAUGCUGCUGGAACACGCGGACCGGGUGCUCACCGCGGCCGCGGAGGUGCUCAACAAGCACGGCAGGCCGCGCGUCUUCCACACCAUGCGCGAUGCCACCAACGGCCACGUGGUGUACGAGUUCGCCCCGGCCUGCAAGAUGGGCAUCAAGCUGGCGGGGGUGCACUGGUGGUUCAAGUCGCGGGCGCACGCGGCGGAGCUCACGGCGGGCUACUACAACACGCGCGACCGGGACGGCUACCUGCCCUUCAUGGCCAUGUUGCGGCGGCACGACGCCUCGCUCAGCUUCACGUGCGUGGAGAUGCGCGACUGCGAGCACCCGCCGGAGGGGCGGUGUAGCCCGCAGGCGCUGCUGCAGCAGGUCAUCGAAGCGGCGGAGAAGUACGGGGUCCCGCUGUCGGGGGAGAACGCCCUGCAGCGCUACGACGACUACGCGUUUGAGCGCAUUGCGGAAAGCGCGUUCGGGCGCAGCGCCCGGGCGGGCCGCCUGACGCAGGUCACGUUUCUGCGCAUGGGCGACCUGAUGUUUGACAACUGGGACGCCUUCUCACGCUUCCUCAAUCGCAUGCGGAACAAGGCAUGACACAUGCAUUGCUGCGUCGUGCGCGUGCGUGUCAGCCGAGAGAGGAGCGUGUGUGCGCUUUAGCUGUGACACUGUCCGGGACAACCAACCCUGUUUACUUGGCCGUGACUCUCAGCGUUGUGGGACGUGUGCUCCUGAUGCGGUCCUCUAGCGGCCUCGCCAACAUCUUGGAAGGUGCAGGGACGCGCUCGGGACACAUCCAGUGCUGAUUUUUUUUAUGAGACCAGAGGGUGUCAGCUAUAUGCUGUUGGGCAUCAUGGCAAUUUUGUUCUCCGCGUUUACCGCAUGCCUUGGUUGCCCAGAACACCAACCCAACAUUUGGUUGCCUUGAUUGCAGGCUGGGGUCUAUAUACCGUAUGUUCUCAUGCACGCGGUGUCUUUGCUUGUCCCUCUUGCAUGCGCGCCUAGCCUGCCGAUAAAUCAAGACAAUUACCCGGGUUGUUUGCAGCAUUUAUCAUGUACAGUACACUCAGGAGUGGGUAGCGCAGCUGUGCUGGAAUUGUUCGUCUGUGCUGUGCCAGUUGCUUAGGCUUGUAUUCUUAGAUGAUGCUGUACAUAGCACGGUAGGGAGUGGAGAGAGGCCAUCAAGGGCCUGUCGGGGAAACGGUUGGGACACCAACGCAUCUAUGGUG